This is a messenger RNA of Protopolystoma xenopodis, 438 nucleotides long. The record is from the annotation of a GenBank genome assembly. Lineage: Eukaryota; Metazoa; Platyhelminthes; Monogenea; Polystomatidea; Polystomatidae.
AUGCCUCAGGUUCAAUGUGGGGUCAAUCUUCAAAGCAGGGUUUCAAAGAAUGAGGAUGCACACCGCGGCGACGAACGGUUUCAGAAAAUAAAUCAUCCCAUAAGGCCGGGGAAUCCGCCUCAAAUGCCUGUCUACACUCGCCCUCCCUCGAAUCUGUGGGGCAGUAUUUUUGGCGAAAUCAUUUUUCUGAAUGCCAGCAUUGGUAAACAAGCAAACGCAAACCGAGUUGAAGGCGAACACCCCUCAAUAGAGUUGCAAGAGUACCACAGAAAGCGUUUAUCAACCCCAUACUUGCAAGCACAAGUGAGCCAAAUGUUCAACAGGUUUCAUCGUUUUUCGUUUGGUCUCUGCUACACACAAGACAUCGAAGGAAAUUUCAGUACCUCCCAAAAGACUGCGGUUUCAAAUUCACUCAGGUCUCAUCUCGAUGAGAAUUGA